AUGUCAGAAAGCGCAGCAAAUAAAUUAACAAAUUAUCUAUUGGAUUACAUUGAUGAAUACCAAGAUUCAACAGAAGAUUAUAUAACCGAACAACGGUCAUUAGCAUUAGAGGCUAUAUCAUUUAUUCCAAAAGCAUCAGAAAAGCAUUCUAAAAUUUAUACUCUAAUGGAAGAAUACUUAAAAUCAGACCAACAAGCAUACAAUGAAUCAGGGUUAAUAGUUGCACAAUCAGUUUCUUUGGGUAUCGAAACCAUUAAAAAUCAUCUUCUUAAAUUUUUGGAAAACAAGAAUUUCUCAAUUCUAUUUAAUACAAUUAGUGCACUUAUUUCAAGUUCUUCAGUUUGGGAUAAUGACGAAGAUUGUUGUUACUUCAUUAUUGAUAAAUUAGAUGAUUUGUUCAAUUUCGGUAAUGGUGAAAUCCAAGAUAAAUCUUUAGAUCUUCUUCUCUUUGCAGAUCCUAAAAGUUGCAGGAUUACAGAAGAAAUUAUUGACACUCUAAUUGAAAUGUUGGCAACAAAGUCACCAAGGGUAUUUGAAAUUACACAAAUUCUUAUUAAUAUUGUCUUCAAUAUCAUGAAAGGUACAUUAGAAUGCGGAAUUACUUUGGGCGAGUUUCAAGACAAAAUUUGGGAAAAUGAAACAUAUAUUAAUGAUGCCUUAAAGGGUUCACAAAUAGCUCAAGAGCAAUACCAAAAGUUAGCCGCCGUUCUUCAAUCAGGUGCUGAAUAUUAA
Trichomonas vaginalis G3 is the source of this 732-nucleotide messenger RNA. RefSeq names its product armadillo (ARM) repeat-containing protein family. The transcript has a single exon. The record is from RefSeq and is a predicted model, not a curated record. Bases 1 to 732 code for a protein of 243 amino acids. Lineage: Eukaryota; Parabasalia; Trichomonadida; Trichomonadidae.